GACUGCCUAAAGCCGAAGAAAUCGCAACGCCGGCCUAUCUCUCCUCGCUAUAUUCGACCGACGAAUUAGUACGCACUAUUGUGCCUGAAGAUUGCCCCGAUGAUCGGUCUGACGUUGAGUUAUACUGGCAGGAACGUACAGGAAAGGGUGCACCAGCGUUAGAAGACCGGAGUAACCAACGCUUGUGGUCGGAUAUGCUGACUGCCGGGAAACUGGACGCCUUAAUGGAGAGUGCCGACGUUAUUGCAUCUGCUCGUCCGUUGGCUGUCUCCACUAAGAAUGCCAGUGCCUGGUUGUUUGCGCUACCGGUUGCUAGCCUUGGCACAUUGCUGGACGAUGCCGGUCUGCGGAUCGCUGUUGCUUUGCGGAUGGGUGCACCAGUAUGCAAGGAGCAUAAAUGCCGUUGUGGGGAAAUGGUUGACGCGUUUGGCUUACAUGGCCUGUCGUGCAUAAGAAGCCAAGGAAGGUUCAGGCGGCACGCCAGUCUGAACAGUGUAAUCCAACGGAGUCUGGGUUCAGCAAAGGUGCCGACAAUCUUGGAACCGCCCGGACUAAGCAGAUUAGAUGGGAAACGGCCGGAUGGCUUAUCACUCUUUCCUUGGAAAAAUGGCCUUCCUCUGAUUUGGGAUGUGACGGUUGUUGACACGUUCGCUACGUCGUAUGUAGCCAGUUCAUCAGAAGCCGCGGGAUCUGCAGCUGAUGACGCGGAAACACGAAAAAGAAACCUUUACUCGGAACUGACUGAUCGACACUUUUUCGAACCAAUCGCCCUCGAAACGAUGGGAAGUUGCGGCGGUAGUACCCGUCAUUUCAUCAACGAAGUUGGCCGACGCAUUAAAGAGCAAACAGGAGAAGCGCGCGCCACCGAAUUUUUGUGGCAACGUCUAAGUGUGGAAAUUCAGCGCGGGAACGCUGCUUCUGUUCUGGGAACGGUUGGGUGUUCUAAACAGCUUGAAGAAUUGUUCUUUUUGUUCUAAAUUGGUUUACCAAGUUCAAGUG
This is a messenger RNA of Paramacrobiotus metropolitanus, 999 nucleotides long. RefSeq lists its product as uncharacterized. The transcript has a single exon. The coding region runs from base 195 to 977 and encodes 260 amino acids. NCBI's taxonomy places the organism in Eukaryota, Metazoa, Tardigrada, Eutardigrada, Parachela, Macrobiotidae. The record is from RefSeq and is a predicted model, not a curated record.